GACGAGAAUUCGGACCCCCCCCUUUUUUGUGACAAUCCGCGGGUGGGGGGCAAGAGGAGCCAGCAGAGAACAGGACCCCGCUCCGCCGUUCGGCGCGGCGCUGCCGAAGGAGACACCGGGUAGAACGGAGGAAGAGUCCCGACCGGCUGACUGCGGGGAUCCGGGGAACGAUCCCGGACAGAGACCUCAUGAAUGGAAAUCGGAACUACAGGAGCCGUUGGGGCCCAGUCCCUGUUCUCCAUGCCUCGGCGGCCCGGCUUUGGCACCAUGGGGAAGCCCAUCAAGCUGCUGGCCAACUGCUUCCAGGUGGAGAUCCCCAAGAUGGACGUCUACCUCUACGAGGUGGACAUCAAGCCUGACAAGUGCCCCCGUCGAGUCAACAGGGAGGUCGUCGACUCAAUGGUACAGCACUUCAAGGUGACGAUCUUUGGGGAUCGCAGGCCAGUCUACGAUGGGAAGAGGAGCCUGUACACGGCGAACCCGCUGCCCGUGGCCCCCGCAGGGGUGGACCUAGACGUCACUCUACCGGGCGAGGGAGGGAAAGAUCGCCCCUUCAAAGUCUCCAUCAAGUUCGUGUCCCUGGUCAGCUGGCACAUGCUCCACGAGGUGCUGACCGGCCGCAGCAUGGCCGAGCCGCUGGAGCUGGACAAGCCCAUCAGCACCAACCCGGUGCACGCGGUGGACGUGGUGCUGCGGCACCUGCCCUCCAUGAAGUACACUCCGGUGGGUCGGUCCUUCUUCUCGGCCCCCGAGGGCUAUGACCACCCCCUGGGAGGCGGGAGGGAGGUUUGGUUCGGUUUUCAUCAGUCUGUGCGCCCCGCCAUGUGGAAGAUGAUGCUCAACAUUGAUGUGUCCGCCACCGCCUUCUACAAGGCUCAGCCGGUCAUCCAGUUCAUGUGUGAAGUGCUGGACAUCCACAACAUAGACGAGCAGCCCCGCCCUCUCACAGACUCCCACCGGGUCAAGUUCACCAAAGAAAUCAAAGGCUACGCCACCACCUUCCAUGAUUCACCAGGUCUGAAGGUGGAGGUGACGCACUGUGGAACCAUGCGGAGGAAGUACCGCGUGUGCAACGUGACCCGUCGGCCAGCCAGCCACCAAACGUUUCCUCUCCAGUUGGAAAACGGUCAGACUGUAGAGCGCACCGUCGCCCAGUACUUCAGGGAGAAGUACAACCUGCAGCUUAAAUACCCACAUUUGCCCUGUCUACAAGUGGGCCAGGAGCAAAAGCACACCUACCUGCCCCUGGAGGUGUGCAACAUCGUAGCGGGUCAGCGGUGCAUCAAGAAGCUGACGGAUAACCAGACCUCCACCAUGAUCAAAGCCACCGCUCGCUCUGCACCCGACAGACAGGAGGAGAUCAGCCGGCUGGUUCGCAGCGCCAACUACGAGGCGGACCCUUUUGUGCAGGAAUUCCAGUUCAAGGUGCGCGACGAGAUGGCCCACGUGACGGGGCGAGUGCUCCCCGCCCCCAUGCUGCAGUACGGCGGCAGGGUGAGCACAGAGCACUUUAUGAACCGCACGGUAGCCACGCCCAGCCACGGGGUGUGGGACAUGAGGGGGAAGCAGUUCCACACCGGGGUAGAGAUCAAGAUGUGGGCCAUCGCCUGCUUCGCCACACAGAGGCAGUGUCGGGAAGAAAUACUCAAGGCUUUCACAGACCAGCUGCGUAAGAUCUCCAAGGACGCCGGGAUGCCGAUUCAAGGCCAGCCGUGCUUCUGUAAGUACGCGCAAGGAGCGGACAGCGUGGAGCCCAUGUUCAGACACCUGAAGAACAUCUACGCCGGACUGCAGCUCAUCAUCGUCAUCCUGCCGGGGAAGACCCCCGUCUAUGCCGAGGUGAAGCGCGUGGGAGACACCCUGCUGGGCAUGGCCACGCAGUGCGUCCAGGUGAAGAACGUGGUGAAGACGUCCCCUCAGACCCUCUCCAACCUCUGCCUCAAGAUCAACGUGAAACUAGGGGGCAUCAACAACAUCCUGGUGCCGCACCAGCGACCAUCAGUGUUUCAGCAGCCAGUUAUUUUCUUGGGAGCGGAUGUUACACAUCCACCGGCUGGAGACGGGAAGAAGCCCUCAAUUGCUGCAGUGGUAGGCAGCAUGGACGCCCACCCCAGCAGGUACUGUGCCACUGUGCGGGUCCAGAGGCCCAGGCAGGAGGUCAUCCAGGACCUGGCCUCCAUGGUGCGGGAAUUGCUCAUCCAGUUCUACAAGUCGACCCGCUACAAGCCCACCAGGAUCAUUUUCUACAGGGAUGGAGUUUCAGAAGGCCAGUUCAGACAGGUGCUUUAUUAUGAGCUGCUGGCCAUUCGUGAGGCCUGUAUCAGCCUGGAGAAGGAGUACCAGCCAGGCAUCACAUACAUAGUUGUGCAAAAACGCCACCACACGCGUCUCUUCUGUGCUGAUCGCAACGAGAGAGUUGGACGUAGUGGAAACAUUCCCGCUGGUACCACCGUCGAUACGGACAUCACGCAUCCGUACGAGUUUGACUUUUACCUCUGCAGUCAUGCUGGGAUACAGGGCACCAGCAGGCCCUCCCACUACCACGUGCUGUGGGACGACAAUUGUUUCACCGCUGACGAGUUCCAGCUGCUCACCUACCAGUUGUGCCACACCUACGUGCGCUGCACCCGCUCCGUCUCCAUUCCCGCGCCAGCCUACUACGCCCACCUGGUGGCCUUCCGUGCCCGCUACCAUCUGGUGGACAAAGAACAUGACAGCGCCGAGGGCAGCCAUGUGUCUGGUCAGAGCAACGGUCGGGACCCCCAGGCGCUGGCCAAAGCUGUUCAGAUUCAUCACGACACCCUGAGGACCAUGUACUUCGCCUGAGCCACCGCGAGCAUCGCCACCCUUUUACACACACACACACACACACACACACACACACAACACACACACACACACACACCAGGCACACCUGGCUCGCCAGUCAAGGAGCCCUCAUUUGUGCAAGCCCCCCGACAGCCUACACGCCUAGUCGAUCCGGACCUGACACUGUGCAGAGGAAAGGAGGGAGGGGAGGAGUCACCCCCACAACGGACUGAGGAUGCAAACGCUGCUUUAAAAAAGAAGAAAGAAGAGAAACUCAGCACUAUUAUGCAAUAUUUAACCAGCCAACUAGUUUAUUUUCGCCCUCAUCAGGCCCCCGUUCUCAUUGCCCCUCCUCUCUGUUCUCCCCUGUUUGUCUCCUGUUUACUUGUGGCCUUCUUAUUUGUGUUUUACUUCCCCCUCCUCAGUAUUUUACUCCUUUGCCAUCUUUCUAGUACUUGGUACUUGGUUUGACCCCCCACCAGGAGGAGAGGAGGAGUGGUCGGGCUGCAGAGUUUCAUUUGUUUUGGAAUAUAUUUGUUUCUUUGGACCAGUGGUCCUCUCAGUUGCCACUUUUAUAUUUUCCUUUUCCCUCUUGUUUCCUCUGUGUUGCUUUUUACGGAUGCCCGGUCUCUUCUACGGAGCACACUGCCACCUGUUGGCUACGAGGUAUAAACGCCCCUUUAAAGUCACAACAACAAAUAGUGGUCUUGCUACUUCAACUUUAGGAGUCAGCUGCCGCACAUGAACGGGCAGCUUAUACUGGCCUAUAUAAAAUAAUAAUUGCAGCCAUCUAUGGGUUUUAUUUAAAGUAUAACACUGUUAUUUGUAUCUGGUUGUAUUUUUCUUCCACAUUAUGUGAAACAUUUUAUAAUUCUUACUCUUUUUAUUAUUUCCAUUCACACCAUGUAAGCUUAGUAGUUUAUCACACGUUUGGCUCUUUCCCUCACAGCACGACAUGGCAGGUAGAAAUCACGGCGAUGGUUUCCUCUAGUGCAAUAAUCAGUUGAAUGAUGAUGAUGGGUUUUAGGAGACUUAUGAAUGAUUUAGAAGAACCGUCGGACUUUUUAUUUGACAGUGAGUGUCCUCUACAGGACAGUUUGCCAUAUGAUUGAUUGACCAUGUUUUAUGACUUUGCCCUUGAUGUUGGGCGAAAAUGGUGCAACCGCAGUUUUUGUGAUUUUCGUGUUUUUACUUGAAUCGAAGGAUUUUACGUGGCUCAAUGGUUUGAGAAUACUUCAUCAUCGGUGUGCAUCGUUUCCAAUUUCCCGAUCCUCAGUUUGCUAGUGAGGCUGAUUUCUUCAUUCUGGGUGCAAAGGCCGUAAAGAAGUAGUAUUCAAGUGCCUGGUGGGAGCGCCGUAUUAAAGGGUCAGAAGCUGCAGACCUCGUUGCUGUUUCACUGGGUUAAAAUAAUCAAAAAGCAUAUUCCAACAAACGGACAGCACCAGACGAUUUUUAAGCGAGAAACUUUCCUCCGUCUUUUUGUUCAUUCAGCAGAUCGUGGAUCCAGCUGCUACAGUGCGUUUGUAUCAGGUCGGCCACGACAUUAACGAAUCAUUUCAAUAAGCUGUCGGCAUCUAUACGGUAAUCCGGGGUCACGUUUGGGGGACUGAGUGCACGCUGCUUGUUGUCUCAACUAGAACAUGAACUUGUGCGCGCGGGGCGCAGAAGGAAUGAUGCUAAUGCCGCGCGGGGAGGCAGACGUUCCCUCCCUCAUGAUUCUCACUGUAAGCCUUUUUUUAAAGCCAGAUCGAAAGUAUAUUUGUACAUUUUCAAUUCCGUGACGCGCACCACUUAUUUUUGCUAACAAAAAAAAUGGUCUUACUAAUAAUUUUCGUAAUAGAUGUACGAUAAUAAGUAAUGGUUAGAGUUUAUUAUUGCAAUAGGCUGUUGACUUGUUCCUGUGUCGCUGUAUGAUGUGCGGUUUGUGUUAACAGUGGGGGUUGUUAAAACUAGUGACGUGUGUUUGGUCAUACCUUUAUCCACACUGACGUGGACUUUAACCGCCUCUUGCUUUGAUGUUUGGGUCAAAAAAAAAAAAAGAAAGAAAAAGAUGCAAGAUAUCGGGUGCUCAUUUAUCUGCUCUUUUUCCCCUGAGUUUGCCCGUUCUCGGUGGCAUGCAAAGCCUUCUCGGAGCAGUAGAAUAGAAGAAGAGUGUCGUUGAUCCCGUCUUAGGACGGGCUGUGAUCAAACUACGGAGGGUUUACGUUGGAUUUUGACUCCUCUCCGUACCCGAGCCCCCUCCUCCCCCCCCUCCCCGGUAAAUCUGUGGUGUAACAAAGCCUGUGACCUCAGUGUCAGCUCCCCUUUUGCUCCUGAACAUUUACUCCCCUUGAGCCAGAGGACCACACCACACAACACCCCCCCCCUCCUUGUGAUCAAGGAUAACUUGUUGGAAGUUGAAGCAGUUAAUUGAAGUUAAUUGCGAGGAUUAGAAUCCAUUUGUACCCCCCCCCCCCCCCCCUCUCCGCUGUCAGUAAUGGAUGUUGGGUUUGAAGGCGGUUGAACACAUGUUUACAUAGCAGAUGUGUUUGCCUUCGCCUACAAGUGAAAUGUCAUCAGCUGCGCUUUGCAAAUAUCAGCGUCAGUGAGAUGAGUAAAGAGCACUUGGGGGCCUGUGGAGGAGACGCUGGGAGGCGUGUGAGGACAUUAUUCCUUCGGUCGAUUUGUCCUCCCGUGUUGCACAUCGGGGGGAACAGACUUUGUCCUUUCCGUUUUGAUAAAAACUCGACUCGUUGGACCUGUUUGAAAUUAAAGGCUCCAGCCAGCUGCGGCCUUUGGUGUGCAAAUAAACACGGAAGUCUUUUUAAUGGAAGCUAAAGAUCAAACAUCGUAUCCAGUCACAGUCCGACGAAGCCAAAUAGCUAAAUUGUGUCCGGUCUGAGAUGAAGGCGUAUUCUGUUCCGAGUCAGCGAUCGAUGACCCUGAUCUUGGUGGCUCUCUCAGCAGUGGAAGGUAGCAAUGGAGGGAGAAGAAGUCAACUGAAAGUGCCUUUCCUCUCAAUGGUGCUGUAAAUUCAAAAUGUCAAAUCAAAGAAAGAGAAUGUCCUUUACAAGAAGUUGUAACAGUGCAGUAAAAACUCUCACUCUAGACCCUAUUAUUCGGUUGUUGUUGGUGUUGUUGUUUUUUUGAAGAAAUGGCAACGCAAACUCGUGUUUCAUGCAUUUAGACACCAAGCCUAUGUAGAAAUAGAAUAUAUGCCAAGUAUAUGUUUGUCGCUGAGCUUUCGAUCAAUGGUGUCUCGUUGGUACGGUGGAGUGUGGGGAUGGGGGGGGGGGGGGUCACACAGCUCAGCACACGUAUGAUACAUAGCACAGCACUUUAGAGAGUGCCGCUCUCACUCGGACACACAGCCGAGCGGUAUCGACCUCUGUCUCGGGAUGUCAGCACCUCGUUCCUCCGAACAGGACGAGCGGUCCAGAGGUUUUUACGAUUGGAUGGAAGGUUUUGUUCUUGAAGGGCAUUUUUUACGGAAUGACUUGAUUCAGCUCACUUUGUUGCCUGGUGAAGGUUCAUUGGGCUGCAGGUGUAUAAAGAGAGGAAGUGAACAGAACCAGUGUCGGUUACUGAACGUUGGCGGCUGACGGCCAGCGCUGCAGCGGCCCGCCAGUUCUCUCAUCUCAGUGCCCAUGUGUCCCGUCCCCCCAUGAUGGAGGGAGCCUCGCUGUCCUGAGCCGGUAGGGUGGUGGUCUGUGGUUCUGUGGGUACCUUUUUCAGUCCAGAGGGCGGAGAUGUUUCUAUUACAAGAGAUCUGAGAAAACAAAAAAAAAAGAAACACUGCACCUCACUUACCUUGGUAUGCUGCUCUACAUGAGAAGAAGAAAAAAACCCUGCGAAUUGCUUUUAUUAUGACAUGUAAUGCUCGAGUAAUGCCUGAUUGCGAUAUUCUUAUACGGUAACUAUUUUAGAGUCGAAAUAAGUAUAGCUGUAAAAAUAAUAUUCUGUUUUUGUCUUAACACUUAUUCAUUUUUGAAAAAUGGUUCUUGAGCCGAUUUAUUUUGUUGUCUUAUUUAAACGUGUCGUUCGUUAAAUUUAUAUAUAAAAAUAUAUAUAUAUGCGGAAUAUUUUAUGUUGUAUUUAUUGGGAGUGCAUUCAAGCAGCUGAAGUCUCCGCAUCAUAUUGCAGCAUGGUGGGGGCGGAGCCAGGAGGACGAGGCCUUUAGCCCCUCCCCCUCCAUGUUGACGCCUUAUUGUCUGAGACACGCAAGCACAACAACAUGGAGUGGGUGGAGGAAAGGGAAAAAGUGGACUUGACCUGCUGAUGCCUACAGGUCAGCCAUCUUUACCCUCCACUGAGAAGGCCCAAUGCCCCCCCCACACACCCACCCUUAGCUGCAGCUCAUCUCUGACGAAGGGCAGCGUUUCUGAACCACACUGACCCGAGUGACCAUUAGCUGACGUCUUUAUGAUCCCGAGCUGCUAAUUGGUACGUUAGCCGUGUAAAUUCAGCGAGCCAGUGGAGAGGGCGGGUGGAUGAACAUCAUAAGGAUGUUGAAUUGGCUCUUUUUUCCUGGCAGCAGGAGCAGAUCUUAUUCCCCCUGAAAAGAAGCCUCAGCCUUACACACUGGUCAGGUUUCUGUGACUUUUGCCUCCACGUACUUGGCCCUCUUCUCACUUCUCACGUGAACCACUAACACGGAGCCGGACUCUCGGCCCCGUUCGUACUGGUGUCAGAUCAGAAACCCGCUUCUGGUCAAACUGCAUGCGGAGAACGAUUCUUGGAGCGUUUUUUGGUCAAACCGAAUAAGCAGCGCAAUAAAACAAUAAAACGAUAAAAAGAUCUAAAUUACUUGAACGACCUUUUGACACUAAAUGACCUUUUGACACUAAUUGGCAUUCCAAAGCACUAUUUUCGGAUGCAGUUUGACGUGAGCAAGGAGGUUUUCCCCAGAGACAGAGGCCUCUAAUGAAUGAACCGCAUUAUGAUGGCCGCUGUUCUUAUUUCAAUUUCUUUGUUGGUCGCCCCCAUUGGAGGAUCAGAGACAUGGAGCUCUUGAAUAUUCCUGUCAAUCCGACCCACUCUUUCCUGUGAGCCCACUCACUUUCAAUUGAACCAUGUUUACUGCCAUGGCUAUCAAAUGGUUGACCUGUUUUCAUUCCAUUAGCGUUCCAAUAAUGCCUUUGAACCAAAUAUUGCACAUGAGAUUAGGCUCCUGGUGCCGUCGUAGACACAUCGGGGUUCUGAGGACCGGUAAUCUGACGGUGGGCCAAGGAUUUGGGUCUGCCGAUUGUUCAGAUUCCUAUUGGUUUUCUCCUUUUCAUGUAGCAUUACUCUUGUGUCGGUCUUGUUUCAAACUAAUCAUGUUGGACUCUGAGACCUCUCUGAGCGACGCACCAGCAAGCAGAUGUAUACCGGUGACCCUUCACCCCCAGAUGAUCCAUGUCUCAGUCCCUCUGUAUGUUGUACCAACAGCUCCACUCCAAAUGUCACUUUCUUUUCUAACUCUCUCUCAUUGGUUGUUGUUCUUUUUAUUGUUGCUUUGACUAAUACUUGCAAUAAAAUGCUAUGCUUUA
Messenger RNA from Gasterosteus aculeatus aculeatus (three-spined stickleback), 8318 nucleotides. RefSeq names its product argonaute RISC catalytic component 3a (gene ago3a). The record is from RefSeq and is a predicted model, not a curated record. Gene Ontology annotation, biological process: regulatory ncRNA-mediated gene silencing; regulation of stem cell proliferation. NCBI's taxonomy places the organism in Eukaryota, Metazoa, Chordata, Actinopteri, Perciformes, Gasterosteidae. Gene Ontology annotation, molecular function: protein binding; RNA binding.